AUGGAUGUUGUCUGGAAGGACACCACCACUCAUACCACAGGUUUACUCAACGAUACCGGCUUUUUGCAUAUGCAGGCUCUGAUGACAACUGCCCGCACCUGCAAGACCAACUUCCACUCCACAAGCACCAGGGAGAACAACCAUUUGUGGCUGCAGCGUGCCAUCUGUUGCCUCCAAGACAUUCUCGACCGUUUCUGCUGUUUCCCCUCCAGUCUCCACUCCAUCAUCCUCGACGUCACAGACUUUCAGCACAGGGUUAUGGACAUUUGGGCACUUAUGGAGUGGUGGCUCUGCAUGAAGAACAGGUUCUACUCCCACAAUUGGACCAAGGUCAAAGGCCUCAAGAAGGAGGAUGGUAUUCGGCCUGAUAGCUCUAACUCCAUCUCUCUCGUCAACAUCAACCACCCUUGCAUUAUCAUCAAAGGCUACCAUGAGAAUAGUGUUGACAUGCACUACGGUCACAGCCAUGAAGACCCAGAGUCGUUCAAGAUUCACGGCAUAUCUGCCAAUGACCUUGGUCUGGGUCUCCAGAAUCUCCUCAAGCAAGGAGCAUUAUCAGUUUGGUUCUUGAAUUAUGAGGCCGGGCCCUCUACCAGACCAUCUUGUCCAAAGCCUUCAAAAUCCAAGCGCUCAAUACCCUAUACCCACCCCUCCACUGGUCCCAAGAGGGAGCAGUGCGACAAGCGGACCAAUUUGAUUCACAAGUUCUGGCCUGACAGAUUUGAUGCUUGGAGGGUUGCGUUGAAAGAAGUUGACAAGUCCUUCUCCUGCGUUUGCAACGUUGCCAUGAACAGCGGCUAUUUUUUCCCCGAGCCUGCCCUAUUCUGUGGGGUGACCAACUUCUCUUGCCUUGCAUGUUAUGUCAAGAAUUGGCUAGCAAACUGCAAGCCGUGGAUCAAUUAUGUCCGCACCAGCCCUCCUGAGCUCCCGCCUAAGGGGCAGAACUGGCAGAAUUCCCUCAACGGCGCUAUCUGGGUCUGCACCCUUGACAACAACGGCUCUGGUAGCGAGCGCAACAAGGCCUGCAUGCUUUGGUUCCUCCAUCCCAUCCUUCACAUUGCUCAAGAAAAUUGUGAAGUCCCCUCCAUCGUUGUUUGUGGCACAGCAAUCACCUGCGAGCAGAUGUAG
Coniophora puteana RWD-64-598 SS2 is the source of this 1128-nucleotide messenger RNA. RefSeq lists its product as uncharacterized. Bases 1 to 1128 code for a protein of 375 amino acids. The record is from RefSeq and is a predicted model, not a curated record. NCBI's taxonomy places the organism in Eukaryota, Fungi, Basidiomycota, Agaricomycetes, Boletales, Coniophoraceae. The transcript is spliced from 4 exons.